GACAUUUACUAAUGUUUAUAUUGUUUAUGUUUAUUGUUUAAUCUGGAGUCUGGGCAGCGGAUACUCUGUCUGUAGUGAAAUUAAAAUAAACUUAUUGUUCAAACACAAUCUUCAGCUGUUGUAUACAAUAAGCAGAUAGUUUAAUUGCAUAUAUCAAAAGUUUAAAAAAACAUGAAAGAGAAGCGUCAUAAAAAAAAACACAAGAAAUCCUCAAAACAUGAAAAUAAUGACGAUAAAAAAAGAAAUAAAAAGAGAAGUUCUUCAGAGUGCUCUGAAUCUUCAUCUGAAUGGGUUGAAAAGGAAACAAUAUCAAAAAAAUCUGCGGAUGACCGUGAAGAAUGGAUGUCGAUGACUGGAAUGCUAAAGACGUAUACAAAAGAAGAUAUUCGAUCAAAACAAGAAUUAAUGGAAAAGAAACACAUUGAUUCAUAUAAUCCAUCCACAAGUAGUAGAGAACUUAAUCCUUAUUGGAAAGAUGGUGGUUCUGGAUUACCAUUAACUGCAGAAAAUUUCCAAAAAUCCAGGCAAUUUUUAAAACCAUCAUCUGAUGAUGAUUUUUAUUCGCGAUCCAAUUCAUACAAUAAAAGCAAACAGGAUUCUUCACAAAAGUACAAUUCCAAUCAAAGUAAAUCCUUUAAUUGGCGUUCAGGAUCAAAAAACCAAAAAGUAUCCAUUGGAGAUAUUGCUCUUAAAAGCACAAGUAAGACUAGUGAUGCUUCAACUAGUUACUACUUAGAUAAAAAUAACUCUUCAGCCCCUAAAAAUACAGAAAAGGGCAAGGAUAGUUUAUAUCUUUCAGAUGAAAAAAUGAAUAAACUUGCUUCAAAGAUUGUCAAGGCAGAAAUAAUGGGUGAUAUAAAAGUAGUUGAAGAAUUGAAGGCCAAAUUAGAAGCAGCCAGAGAGUACAGAAAGAAUAAUCCUGAUGCUACAAAGGUAGAGGAAGAUGAUAGAAUUCUUUUAAUGUCAACAACUAGUAGUGGAAACAGUAGACCACUAAUGAAUUAUCAGGGAGAUCCACGAAGCAAAGGUGGCAAACGGAAGGCUGAAACACAUGAUGGAGGGGGAAGAGUUAAAUAUUUUGGAAAUGAUGAUAAACAUAAUUUAGCACAAAUGUUCGAACAAGAAAAGUAUGGUUCAAACUAUGAUGAGGAUGCUGAGUUAGCCAGAAUUGCAAGCAAGUCUAAAAAUCCAAAUGAUGAUCUAGAAGAUAUAUUUUUGGAUGACAUAUCAAAAAAUAAAAAUAUGGCAAAAGAAAAUGAAAAGGAAAAACAGCGUGCCAUUAACCAAAGUGUUAAAUUAGAGAGGUCAUUAGAAGGCUGUAACUAUUGUUUUGACUCCAAAAAUAUGUUAAAACAUCUCAUUGUUAGCUGUGGGAAUAAAAUAUACAUGGCUUUACCACCUACAAAAUCACUGAUUAAAGGUCAUUGCAUUUUAAGUACUAUACAACACACCACAUGUGUAACUGGUGUAGAUGAGGACAUUUGGAAUGAAAUACUGGAUUACAGAAAAAUGAUCACUCAGUUUUUUAACACUCAGAAUAAAGAUGUAGUAUUUUAUGAAACAGCCACAAGAUUACACAGAUGUCCACACAUGGUAUUAAAUUGUGUUCCAUUACCACGAGAUAUAGGUGACAUGGCAUCUAUUUAUUUUAAGAAAGCUCUCAUGGAAUGUGAGGCUGAGUGGUCUAUGAAUAAGAAAGUUGUUGAUUUAAAGGGGAAAAAUAUUAGAAAAGGUAUUCCUAAAGGAUUGCCAUAUUUCUGGAUUGAUUUUGGAAUGGAUCCUGGUUUUGCCCAUGUCAUAGAAGACCAACAGCUGUUUCCAAAAACAUUUGCUGAGGAGAUUAUUGGUGGUAUGUUGGACUUGGAUCAUACUUUGUGGAAGAACCCUCAAAGGGAAUAUACAGAUUUGCAGAGGAAAAAAGUUGUGGAAUUCAUAAAAGAUUGGAAGCCUUUUGAAAAAUCUUUUAAAUCUCAAAAUUAGAAAAAUGAUAUAUUUGGAUGUAUAUAUUAAGAAUAAAAAUCUAUCAUAAAUAA
Messenger RNA from Vanessa tameamea, 2033 nucleotides. RefSeq names its product CWF19-like protein 2 homolog. NCBI's taxonomy places the organism in Eukaryota, Metazoa, Arthropoda, Insecta, Lepidoptera, Nymphalidae. The record is from RefSeq and is a predicted model, not a curated record. Gene Ontology annotation, cellular component: post-mRNA release spliceosomal complex. The transcript is spliced from 5 exons. Gene Ontology annotation, biological process: mRNA splicing, via spliceosome. The coding region runs from base 172 to 1980 and encodes 602 amino acids.